Molecule: messenger RNA, 2880 nt
Organism: Bufo gargarizans (Asiatic toad)
Lineage: Eukaryota; Metazoa; Chordata; Amphibia; Anura; Bufonidae
Gene: ADAMTSL2
Product: ADAMTS like 2
Exons: 19
Coding region: 1-2880 (959 amino acids)
Biological process (GO): extracellular matrix organization
Cellular component (GO): extracellular matrix
Source: RefSeq, a predicted model, not a curated record
AUGGACUACGUGACCAGUGAACAAAUGAGCUUUAUCCAUAGGAACUUGCAACCCGUCCUAUUUAUUACCAGACAAAGCCUGACCAAAGCAUGGAUCCUGCUUAUUUUUCUACUUGGAAAUGUCACAUUUUCUAUUACACAAGACAUUGCUCAGACGUCUAACAGCCUGGAAGAUGGGACAGAUGUGACAACGUUCUGGUGGGGAGAGUGGACCAAAUGGACAGCUUGUACUAGAACUUGUGGAGGAGGAGUAAAGUCUCAAGAAAGGCAUUGCCUUAGACAAAGGCGGAAAUCUCUCAGUUCACUUGGAAAUAAGAACUGUACUGGGACCUCCAAAAGAUAUCAGCUCUGUAAAGCCCAGGAAUGUCCGAGUAACAGCAGGAGUUUUCGAGAAGAACAGUGCACAUCCUUCAAUUCUCACGUGUAUAAUGGAAAGACCUAUCAGUGGAAAUCACUCUAUCCCGAUGACUAUGUGCACAUCUCCAGCAAGCCGUGUGACCUGCAGUGCACUACGGUUGAUGGUCAGAGACAACUUAUGGUCCAGGCUCGGGAUGGGACAUCCUGCAAAUACAGUGACUAUCGAGGGGUUUGCGUGUCUGGAAAAUGUGAGCCAAUUGGAUGUGAUGGGGUUUUGUUCUCAACCCACACCCUGGAUAAAUGUGGUGUCUGCCAGGGAGACGGGAGCAGCUGUGUCCACGUCACUGGGAAUUACAGGAAGGGAGCCUCUCAUCUUGGUUAUACCCUAGUAACAUACAUCCCAGUUGGCGCAAGGGAUAUCCAGAUAGUCGAGCGCAAAAAAUCUGCGGACGUCUUAGCUGUUGCAGAUGAAUCGGGAUAUUACUACUUCAAUGGCAACUUCAAGGUUGACACCCCCAAAAAUUUUAAUAUUGCCGGCACUGUGUUUAAAUAUCGAAGACCAAUGGAUGUGUAUGAGACGGGAAUAGAAUAUAUAGUAGCUCAAGGACCAACAAACCAAGGCUUGAACAUCAUGGUAUGGAACCAAAAUGGCAAAAACCCUUCAAUCACCUUUCAAUACACCCUCCUCAGGAGGCCACACUCUCGGGUCAUUCAGCCAAUCUAUUACCCCUUCCCAGACUCUGAUAGUGAAGAAAGCAAAGAAUUUGAAGAGGAUUUUACAUCUCAGAACAUAAGCCUCAGUCCUAAUGUACAGAAGGGAAGAACCAAAGUGGAGACUCCAGCCAUCGGGAGGCAAAAUUUAGGGGAGAAUGGAAGCCCGGUCAGUGAGCAACACACCAAUGAAGUGUUUGAAGGAGGAGAAGCCAUGGACUGUGAGAAGAGGCCAAAAUGUAAGGCAAUUAAAGAUUUAAACACAAACAAGACUACUUAUGUCUCAGACACUGGAGAGCAAGACUCCUCACACAGAUUUACUUCCAAGGAGUUUCUCCCUGGCAAUGCCAUUGCCAAGAAGUUUUCCAGCAAAGCCUCAGGAUCCAGGGAGACUUUCCAUCCCCUCAACCGAAGCAUUGGAGAACCUCUUAACUCUGUGGAGCCCAACCUGGACAAUCUCUAUGCUGAUUAUGAGGAAAACGAGGACACGGCUACGUUCGACUUGAAUAUCACCUUCUUGGAGCUGAGCAUCAACACCUCUGCUGAGACUCAGUUGACCAACACAACAGUUCCUUCUACAAAUAGGACUCAGAAAGGGAGAAAAGGGCCAAAGUUACUGAGGAAGGUGCAGGGAAUAAGCGCUGUGGACAUGUACCGAUGGAAGCUGUCUUCUCACGAGCCUUGCAGUGCCACGUGUACCACAGGAGUGAUGUCAAAUUACGCCAUGUGCGUGCGUUACGACGGAGUGGAGGUGGACGACUCAUACUGUGAUGCAUUGACCCGACCCGAGCCCGUGCACGAGUUCUGUGUAGGGCGGGAAUGUCAGCCAAGGUGGGAGACUAGUAGCUGGAGUGAGUGCUCACGGACCUGUGGUGAAGGCUAUCAGUUCCGUAUUGUCAGAUGCUGGAAAAUGAUCUCUCCGGGGUUUGACAGCUCAGUGUACAGCGACCUAUGUGAUUCUGCUGACAUCAUCAAACCAGAGGAGAAAAAAAUUUGCAGAAAUCCAACAUGUGGACCCCAAUGGGAAAUGUCAGAAUGGUCUGAGUGUACAGCAAAAUGUGGCGAGCGCAGUAUUGUCACUAGGGACGUGCGCUGUUCGGAAGAUGAGAAACUCUGUGACCCAAGCACCAGACCACCUUCAGAGAAGAACUGCACUGGACCUCCUUGUGACCGGCAAUGGACGGUAUCUGACUGGGGACCUUGCAGCGGAUCUUGUGGAACAGGGAAGACGAUAAGACACGUGUACUGCAAAACCGGUGACGGACGAGUAGUCCCUGAAUCCCAUUGCAAUCUGGAGACAAAACCAUUGGCCAUACAUCCAUGUGGGGACAAAAACUGUCCUGUACAAUGGGUGAGCCAGGACUGGGAAAGGUGUAACACAACUUGCGGCAGGGGAGCAAAACAACGAGUGGUCAAUUGCCUAGAAGUGGCUAAUGGUAAAGUCAAGACUCGCAACCCUUCCGAUUGUGACAUUGCCAAGAAACCUGCUGAGGAGAGCACCUGCUUUGAGCGACCAUGCUUUAAGUGGUAUACUACCCCUUGGUCUGAGUGCAGUAAGACUUGCGGGGUUGGAGUCAGAAUGAGGGACGUCAAGUGCUUCCAAGGAAGAGACAUUGUCCGUGGAUGCGAUGUCUUGGUGAAACCAAUUGGGAAACAGACCUGCGACUUUCAGCCUUGCCCCACUGAUCCACCAGAUGACAGCUGUCAAGACCAGGCUGGAACAAAUUGUGCAUUGGCCAUUAAAGUCAAUCUGUGCAGUCACUGGUACUACAGCAAGGCCUGCUGCCGGUCCUGCCGCUCUGCCCAUUCAUAG